Molecule: messenger RNA, 3929 nt
Organism: Lingula anatina
Lineage: Eukaryota; Metazoa; Brachiopoda; Lingulata; Lingulida; Lingulidae
Product: serine/threonine-protein kinase STK11
Biological process (GO): glucose homeostasis; protein phosphorylation; regulation of cell growth
Cellular component (GO): cytoplasm
Molecular function (GO): ATP binding; protein serine/threonine kinase activity; protein kinase activator activity
Source: RefSeq, a predicted model, not a curated record
UUUCCUCUUGCGCACGUGACCUUGUGGUUAGCAAGAUGGCGAGGAGCGAGAAUGGAUAGAAUGCUAGAUCUCGAUGAGGAUGCUUUCCAGCAUCCAACUAUAAUGGAUGACAUACUGCCCGAAGAUUUUUUGAAUGACGACGAACCUCUGGGCACGCUAUGGACCCGUUUAGACUCGGAUCAGAUUAUUUACCAGCCUCAAAGGAGGAAAGCAACUAUGGUAGGAAAGUACUUAAAAGGGGAAACGUUGGGCGAAGGUAGCUACGGAAAAGUGAAAGAGGUGCUGGACUCUGAAAACCUUUGUAGACGUGCAGUGAAGAUAUUGAAGAAAGGCAGACUUCGAAAAAUCCCCAAUGGAGAGCAAAAUGUGAAGAGAGAAAUAUCUUUACUGAAGAGACUUAGUAACAAGAAUGUUAUUCAGCUCAUAGAAGUACUUUACCAUGAAGAAAAACAGAAAAUGUAUAUGAUAAUGGAAUACUGUAGUGGUAAUCUACAAGAGAUGCUGGAAAGUGUCCCAGAGAAGAAGUUUCCUUUAUGGCAAGCUCAUAUGUAUUUUACCCAGCUUAUUGAUGGACUGGAGUACUUACACAGUCAGGGCAUUGUACAUAAAGAUAUAAAACCGGGGAACCUGCUGGUCACCACUGAUGGCACCCUAAAGAUCACAGACUUGGGUGUUGCUGAGGCCUUGGAUUAUUUUCAAGAAGAUGAUAUUUGUAAAACUAGUCAAGGGUCCCCUGCUUUUCAACCACCGGAGAUUGCAAACGGGUUAGAUAGUUUUCAUGGAUUCAAAGUUGAUGUCUGGUCAUCAGGGGUUACUUUGUAUAAUAUUAUCACAGGAAAGUAUCCCUUUGAAGGAGAUAAUGUUUAUAGACUUUUUGAAACAAUUGGAAAAGGAGUUUUUACCAUUCCUGACACUGGAGAUCCAAGUGUGGAAGAUUUGAUUAGGGGAAUGCUGACUUACGACCCCGUUAAAAGGCUAAAGAUACAACAGAUUAAACACCAUAAUUGGUAUAGGAAGAAAAUAUCACGCACAACAGAAUAUGUGAUGCCGCCCCCUCUACCCGACUCAGACGACCCGCUACGCUGUAUGACUGUGAUACCUUACCUCGAGGCUUUCCACUGUGGAGAGGAAUAUGAUGAGGAGGAGGAGUACGAGGAUGGAGAGUUUUUCGUUGAACAGCCUGGACCGUCAGGUCAAGGUGCAGCACAGCAGCCAGGGACUCCAUCGCCAAAGUUAAAAGACAAGAAAUCCAAGAGAAAAAAGAUCCCAGUUAGGAAAUUUACAUUUGGUUCAUGCAAGCAGCAGUGACGAUAUCCCCACUUGUUGUCCUCUGCCCAGUUCUCACCACUGGAAGUGUUUUGUUGAUGUUAUAUAUUUGUUGUUAAAAUUGCUGCUGUACUCACUGCCUCCUUAUUCUUGAGGAAAAAAUAUGCCAUCUGUGUGUUGUUAUCAGCAUAGAAUGUGCAUGUAACUUAAAGGAAUCCAAUGACAUUUAGUUGAGAUAAAGAUUGAGGGGACAUGAAAUUGGUCAAUAAAGUUCUCCAAGCAUAUCCUAGUGGAAGUUUAAAAAAGGGCAUUAAGUGAAUAAUGUACUCAUUAAUAUAAUGAGAUGUCACACUGUCCAAAAAUGCACACUGCAUGUUAAGUUAAGAAGGAUAUCUGGUUUUUUGAAUGUCAGAUGCACAUUGCCUUGUUUUUUUAGUAGGAUUCAUGAAAUUGGAACUAAUGGCUGAUCUACUGGAUAUAAAUUUGUCAGACUGUACCGUAUUAUUGAUUACAAAAGAAUCAAGGUUUCAUUUAUCCAUACAAUAGACUAUAUUUCUUUAACAUAUUUUUUUCUCCUUGAAUGUUUGGUUGUAGGAUACCUCCUUGGCAAACUGGUGCUACUGUGGAGCUAUGUACUCUGUCUUUUAUUUUCAUGGAUAUAUUUUGUUUCAUAUCUGCUCACUGAUAAUACAUUAUGUGCCAUGGUUGUGAUCAACCAGUCGUAGAAUUCUUGGCAGCUAAUUGUUUACCAAGCUCCUUACACAGUUCCUUUGACUGUCAGGUCAUUAAUUAUAACUUUCCUUUUACAUGUGUUUCUUUAAAAACACAGGGAGCAGGCUUUUGUCGUUUUAUUUUUGCCCUUCUGUCCUCCAAUUUAAUUGGAUUGCUGUGCUGCAUAUAAACGGUUUUGCUAAAGGUUCAUUCAUCAUGUGAGAUUAAUCACAUUAAUCAUGACUGGACUGAGUAGAGGAGCUGAACCAUUUGCCUUAUUUGCUAAGGGUGAAACCUUUACAUGCAGAAAUGCCUUAAAUUGUAUCAGUUAUUUGUUUUACCAAGUGCAAAGCAUAACAAAGACAGUGGGAAGCAGUUGAGGUCAACUCUGGGUUGUGUUUGCAGAGAUCCUGUUAUGGUUUCUUCACUAUUAAGAAUUUGUGUUAAUUCACUCUUGUGUCACCACUUCAAACUCAAAAGCACCUUAUUCAUUCUUUUGACCUUCUUUGGGAAAUGAAGUUUCUUGUAGUUUGAACUUAUUUUGCAUAUAUCUAGUCAUUUGAAUGAAAAUUGAUUUGAACAUAUCAAAGGCACAGAGAAUGUGCAAUAAAGGAAAACACCAUAGCAUGAGGCUAAAUAAUAUAUAUGUGUGUAACUUGCUUGUUAGUAAUGUAUAGAUGUUUGUUAUAUCAGUUAAUGAAUUGUAAAGAAAUGAAGUGCAAACUAUUCUAAUUGCUCAUUCAGUUUAUUAUUUUAAAGUUUCAACAUUGGUUGGUAACCAGUGUUUCACUUCAAACCUUAGCUUCUCACUUUUUUUUCUUCACUUCAUGGUAUAAAAUUGCUUAUUUGUCACAUUGAAUAAGUUCAUUACUUUUUUACAAUGAUUUUGUCAUCAAGAUAAAAAGAAAGCAAUGGACUUUUGAGUGGAAUGUACAAAGCGGUGCAUUUGGGAAAACUGGUUGAUGACAAUGCAAAGUGUGCAUUACAGAAAAGUAGUUUGCCCUGAUGGAAAACAGGCAUGAAAUUAUCCAGCAAUAGAGACUUACGUCCUAUUUGGACAUUCAUGAUUAUUGUUUUGUACAUAAGCGUGUAUAUUGAUUAUAAAAACACUUGGUGACUGACUGAGUCAGCUGGCGCCAGUUAGUUUACUUCUUGUUCCAUGUGGCCAUUGUUAACAUGUUCCAAUACAAUUAUACUUCUUUCUACAGUCAGUAAUGUAAAGAUUUUUUAUACUGCAAUGAAAAUGACAGUUGAUAUGCCAGUAAUCAUCAGACUAAAAACAUGCCAUGCUGUUUUGUGUGACACAAGAUGUACUUUCUCCAGGAGACAGGGUUUCAAAAAUGGAAACUGAUGUCAUACAAAUGAAGAUUCAAUACUAGUGUUGUAUAGAAAUGUCAUAGCUUCAUAAUCACUGUUUUGAAAAAAAGAACACAUAAAACAAAUGUUCAGUUAUGUACCAUUGUUAGGUCUAAUUGUAACAUACAGAUAAUUGAAGAAAAAUUAUGUUUUUCAUGACAUUUUAUAUUGUACAACCUAAUUAAACUUUUUUUGCCUACUUUAUAAAUGCUUUCAAAUAGAAGAGAAUGUUAUGAAUUAAGAUUCAGUAAGUGCAUUUGUAUGAUGAAUGACUGAAUCCCUUGAAAGGGGUAUUUGAAUGAAAAAGUACACUUUUACUUGUUCUGAAACACUAUUUGGUUCCAGUUGAAGCAAAGAUUUAAGGUAUUAUAAGUCAAUCAUACCAAAUAUAAGUAUUGGUUUAAUUAUACAUUGUAAAAUGCUUUACAUUCUAAAAAUCUUAGAAAAUAAGUAGAUUUGUAUUUACCAUUUGUAGUCUAACAUGUUUGUGGUUAAUGAUUAGAUUUGAAUAUUUGUAAUUUUGGAAUUGUCAGUACUGAAUGUUGUGUGUUUCAGACUAUAAUGUUGAAUGAAAUAAUUACUAUUUUAGACAUCAA